Limanda limanda (common dab) is the source of this 1833-nucleotide messenger RNA. RefSeq names its product melanophilin b (gene mlphb). Gene Ontology annotation, cellular component: cortical actin cytoskeleton. NCBI's taxonomy places the organism in Eukaryota, Metazoa, Chordata, Actinopteri, Pleuronectiformes, Pleuronectidae. The transcript has 15 exons. Gene Ontology annotation, biological process: intracellular protein transport. Gene Ontology annotation, molecular function: small GTPase binding; actin binding; myosin binding. The coding region runs from base 1 to 1809 and encodes 602 amino acids. The record is from RefSeq and is a predicted model, not a curated record.
AUGCCUGGCACCGCCACCGGGAAGAAGCUGGAUCUUUCCAGGCUCACGGACGAGGAGGCCAAACACGUGUGGGACGUCGUCCAGCGAGACUUCGACCUGCGGAAGAAGGAGGAAGACCGACUCGGGGACCUGAAGACCAAGAUUGAGAAGGAAGACACCAAAACGGAGCUGUUAGGGAACCAGACCAGUCUGACUGAGUCCUACUGCAUUCGGUGUCUCCAGCCCUUCAAGUUCCUGGUCAACAGCAGACGUCAGUGUCUGGACUGCCACCAUUACAUCUGCAAGUCCUGCAGCCGCUACAACAAGAAGGAGCACGGCUCAGUGUGUGAUCCCUGUCACAUGGCCAGGGUCCUGAAGAUCGGCACGUUGGAGUGGUACCAUGAAAACGUCAGAACCCGCUUUAAGCGCUUCGGCAGCGCCAAGGUGAUGCGCUCGCUCUUCAAGAGGCUGAGCGGGGAACACAGCGGCUCUCAGAGUGACUAUGGAGCAGAUGGAUAUGAGGAGCACAGUAUGGAUGCCACGGACUCACAAAACUACAAAAGGAUAAAAAAGUCCAAAAGGAGGCUAACUGUCGAUCCCAUUGAUUUCCAACUGGGCUGUGACUACUCCGAGUCAAGAGGACGGUCCAAUCAGGCCCCGGGUUCCCAUGACGUCCUGGUCAUGGAUGUCGAUGGGGGGGAGUUGAACCUGGCUGAAGCUGACAUGGCUUCUGUUUUCCAUCAGAUGUCGGAGCAGCAACGUGCAGGUGAAGAAAGCCCUGAUGAUGUUUCCCUGGUAGAUGACCUUGUGUUCCCGUCCCGCUCCGUCUCCCGGCUCAGCCACACCUCCCGGGGCAGCGGCAGCGGGGGGGGCCCCCAGGGCAGCGGCAGCUACCUGGCCGGCCCGGACGACUCGGGGGAGGAGGAGGACGAGGAGCACUGCCGGCCCUACCUGCUCUACCAGUCUCACCUGGGCCCCUGCAGCCACACGUCCCAGGAGAGCUUGACCUCAGCCCUCCCUCCACCGCAGAUCUCUGAGCUGAACAGACACAUAUCAAACAUAGAGAGCAUCUUGAGUCGCUUAGAACAGAAGGUCACCUCCACGUAUGACCAGGCGUCUCUUACCCCCAGCAGCAGCUCUCCUCUUCCUCAGUGGGAGGGAGUGGACCAGGAGGAACAGCAGCUCAGACAGAAGCUGCACGACAUGACCCACAACAUCAGUGACCACAGCCUGACCUCGGACGAGGAUGAGGACGAGUCCAACGGGCCUCACUCCUCGCAGCAGGAGGUCCCGGCGUGGAGGAGCCCGGAGGGGGACAGCAAACCGUCCAGACUCCCGACCAGGCCUUCGUCCAGAGCAAGCACCGUGGACUCCAUCCUGGAGGAGGAGCCUCAGCAGACUGACUCUCAGAAGACAAACCAUAUGACAGACAGUGUGGAGAGGAAGUGGCUCCCCCUAGAGGAGGGAUCGGAGUCGAGCUUCAGAGGCUCGACAGCUCUACUGGUGGAACUGGAAGGCCAGGUAGCUCAAGCAGCUGCCGAUGUCCAAAACGCCCAGAGCGAGGUCUCUUACAUCGAGAACAGAAUCGCUGCUCUGAACGCUGCCGGCAUGCCUGUGGAUAAAAAGAGAAGGUCUGCGAUCCCGAUCCACCCGAGAAGACUUUCCCACCACGUCCCCUCAAGUAAGAACCAUUGCUGUUUGUCUCCAGGCCAGGUGGACAGGUUUGUGAGGAACUCCCUCUACAGGGGCUCCCUGACCCAGAGGAACGCCGUGGCCAAGCCCAAGACCGGAGCGAGCUGUGCGAAACCAGUCAUGACUCAGGGUUCCUGAGGAGGAGGCUGAGCCUUUUGUGAC